Messenger RNA from Rotaria sp. Silwood2, 4471 nucleotides. The record is from the annotation of a GenBank genome assembly. Lineage: Eukaryota; Metazoa; Rotifera; Eurotatoria; Philodinida; Philodinidae.
AUGGGAUCACCACAUGACCGCAUUAAGUUAUUUUCUAAUAAAAAUGUUUCAAUUGAUAAGUUUGUCUUACAUGGAGAAUUCAAAACAUUAUAUGCUGGUCAAUUAGUCUUUGAGAUCGAAAAUGAAAGAUUUAAUCCUCGUUCAAUAUGGUGGCAAAUCAAGAAGAAUAAUUUACCAGUAUGUCAAUUAUUUGAAGGCAUAGUCAAUUUAUUUCAUAAUGAUAUUGCAGACCAAGAUGGAUUCAUUGAAUUAUAUAACUUUAAUGAAGCUAUUAAUGAAAAAGUAUUUCCAUUUAUUGAAAAAUUAUUCAAUGGUAAAAUAAAAUUGGCAGAUAUGGCUAAUCUCAAAGACAUUUUCUGUAGUAAACAGAUACAUAUUCGAGACGAAGUGAAGGAACUCUUAACUCAUUUACAAACAGUCAAUGAACAACAGUCCAAAGUGAUUCCUACUGAUGAAAGAAUUAAUCAAAUCAGUGAAUGGUUCCAAAUCUAUCAAUAUCAUAGUCAUAUUGAUAUUAUUAUCGAUUGUAUUAAAAGAUUCAAGAUUCUGUCAGAAACAGAUGAUAUUAGUAUUAUGAAUACUUUUGAGCAGCUGCGUUCAAAUGAAGAAUGUUAUUUGGAGAAAAUUGUCCAAGAUUACGAAAUAUUAAACCAAGAAUUUCGAAAUAUUAAAAAUAAACAUUUAAAUUUAAUAAAAACAGCAAAUGAAUGUUCAAAUCUAAUUAAAAUAAUGAAAACAUUCGAUUUGUACUCAAAAAAUGGACGACAUCGAUUUCAACAAUUACGUGACAAUUUAACGAUACAGUUUCAAUUACAAGAACGAAAUAAUAUGAUAUUAAAUUCGUUGAUUAUCGCACAUGCUUUAUGCGAACCGUUUGCUAUCAAAGCAGAUACAUGGAAUGAAUUUAUUGUUCGUCUUGUGAAUUUAUCGAAUUUUGAAGAAAGUUCACUAGAACAUUUGAGAGUUGUGAAUGAUAAUGCCCAAAUCGUUUGUCUCUGGUUAACAGCAGAAGAAACAACAGUCUUUGAUAAUGCUCUCAUUGUGAUGGAACAUCUAUACAAAACCGGCACAGUUAAUAUUCAUCUACGACAUCUGUUGAAUGAACAGUCUUCUCUUGAGAUUAGCUAUUCAAUUGAGAAAAUACAAACAACUGCCAUUAAUCACCAGAAUAACAUUGAGAUGGAUAGUAAAGGAGAAAAAAUCGAUAAACAACAAGACGAAAUUCAAUUUACUUUAUCAAUGUCUGACAUUGAUGAUCAUAAACGUCAAUUAACAUUUUGUAAUGUUGACCUACACAAGGACAUGUCUCAUAUGAAAAUUCUGUUGGAUGAACAAUUAAAAUUAUUAAAAAUCAUUGGAGACAUUCAUUCAACUAUCAUAAAAUUAGAAACAAAUGGUCAUCCAAAUUAUCAACUCAUCGAUAUGCAUUAUAAUAUUCAUACUAAAACAAAUCAACUCAAUAGUAUAUUAGUCAAAUUACGAGAAAACAAACAUUCAGAUGAAACUGAUCUUCAAAAUCUUAUUCAAUCGCGAACAGAUGAAUUCAUUAAGAUCUACAAUAGAUUAGAACGUGAAUAUCAUGAUUGGAUUGAUAAAUUAGAAGAAUGGAGAAAUCAAAGUCGACUAUUAAAAUUAUUCUCUGAUCGCCAAAUCAUGAUUAUGAUUAUUCUACUCACAGAAUCAACAUCAGAUUACGACAUAAAAAAUAAACUUUUUGCAAAAUUAUAUUCAACGAAUGAUACCAACGAUAUAAAUGAAGACCAAAACUGUAAGUUUAGUAUAAAUUGUCUAGCAUACUAUUUACUUUCAUUACGUAUUAAUGAUUGUCAUAUAUCAGAAACUGUAAUACCUGAUUUGUAUAAGAAAUAUAAACUUCAACAUGGUACUAGUAUAGAAAAAUUUCUCAUGAAUCUUGGUCGUCUUCUUGAUGAGUUCUUUCAAUUUACAAAAUUAACAAUACAAAGAUCUUUAAGUAAUAAUAGUGAAAGUCAACAAUACCUUGUUUCACUGAACUCAAUCAAUCCUAUAUCAGAUAGAAAUUCAUCAGAACAUACGCUAGACAUAGAUACAUUCUGUAUUCUACUAAGUCUGUUAAAUAAACAAUUACCAUCAUCGUAUCAAAUUCUUUGGUGCUCACAAACAACCGAAAAUGAUAUUCAAUUAUUCUUUUCACGGAUUCGAUUUUUUCCAAAUAUGAUUUUCAUUAUAAUGGAUAUCGAUAAAAUGCAUCUACGUCUUCGAGAAGUAUUGCUAAAUGAACAAGAUUCAUUAACUAGAUGUAGAGAAGCUCAUGGGGUUGUUUAUUACUUUUCACGAGAGUUAACAACAUAUCAAAGAGGUUUAAAACCUUUUCAUAUGACGUCGAUUCAUCGAAAUUCUAGACGAGUCUAUACUGAAUUAGUUACAUUGUUUCAAAAAACAAAUUGUCCACUACCAUAUAUUCAUGUCGUUUGUGGAGCAGCAGGAACUGAUCAUACGUUAUGCUUUAGUAUUAAUGACAAAUUAAGUUUAUCAUCGCUCAUAAGUUCACUUCUUUUACUUGAUUCACAAAUAACAGACGAUUGUUCAUCUGUUUAUUUUAAUAUUUCCAUUCAUGCUCCAUUCGAUGAGUUAAAUCGUGCUUUAUUUUCAUUAUUUGUUUGUGGAUCUCUCACUGAUCCGAUUAGUGGCCUGACAUUUUCUCUGUCAACUACAAAAAGAUGGCAAUGUUUUAUUGAAAUUCCCUAUACUGAUGAACAGGGCAUGGGAAUAGACGAAAAUCUAGAUUAUUUGCUACCAAUACUUGCUAUCAUGACUCAAUCAUCCAAAGAAAUUAUGACCAAUGAAGAUUAUCAAUUGUGUAUCGGUAAAGAAGAAGAAUUGGUUGCCCGAUUUCUUAAAGCUUACUCAGACGGUAUCAUUAAUUGUCUUGAAUUCAGAGGGAGCGAUGAACCAAUUAAAUUCAAAGAAUUAAAUGAUGAAAAUGAAUGUCGCCGGUACAUAUACGAUUGCAUUAACAAAUAUUCAUCAUGUCGACAAAAAAAUAAAAUUUAUGAAAUAUCCUUCAUAAAAUUUUUAUAUCGUCGUUUUCAAUUUUUUACUAGUCUUUUAUUUACUUUAGAUGAACGCAUACAAAAUCUCGGUUCAGAAAUCUUGAUACAAAUGUUAAAUGAAGCCAAGUCACUUGCUCAAAUCAGUUUUCAUGAUGAUAAUUAUUCGCGUCUUUAUCUUAUAUAUGAUCCUGGUUUUGCAUUACAUCUGUUACAUAAUAAUUGGGAUCAAGUUCCACUUGGAUUGAAAAAAAUCUGGAGAAAUAUUGAUCCAUUGACAAGACCUGAAUUUAAGGAUAGAAAUCAUUUUCUCAAAUGUUUAUCAUGGCUUAUCGGGGUCGAAUAUAAUGUAUGUGAAAGAGUAAUGAAUGAAAUGAAAUUUAUUUUAAUUGAAAAUUUUGCAUAUAAACUUCUUCACAUACAUGAACGAAAACUCACAAGACUUCCAUUGAUAAUUGAGGGUGAUACAGGGGUUGGUAAAACAUAUCUUCUUACAUUUUAUUCUUUAUUGUUAAAUGCAAAUAUUUUCUAUGGUGAUGAUCAAUUGAUAUUUCGUACGAGAAUCAUUGAACGUAUUAAUUUAUGGUUAUUAGCAACUAUCGUAAAAUUUUUUGAGAAGAAAACAAAUCUAUUACAUGAAAUACUUGAGAGAUUGAAAUGGAAAUUGACAGGUUUUCAUCAAGAAUCUAAUGAAGAAGUAAACAUUGAUGAUGAUGAUCACGACUAUAGUUUUGAAGAGAUAGCUGUUGAAGAAAAGGACUCUUCUAACCACACAAACCAACAACAAUACAUUAGUAAUGAAGAAAAUAUUUCUGAAAAUUCCUCAUUGCACAAUUCAUCAGAAACUAACAACCUUGAACUCAAUAAUGCGAAUGAAGAAAGUUCAGUUAGUCAGAGUUUUCUGAAUGAUAGUCAAUUUCAUAGUACAGAAAACUCGAACAUGUUGAACAGUGUGUCGUGCAAUGAAAUUUCAACGUAUCAACAAGCAGAAAUUGUCGAGAAAAUGAAUUCUAAUCUAUUGACACAGCUUAAAGAGUCAUUAAACAAAUAUCAAUUUGAUUCUGACAUGCUAAUAUAUAUUUGGAAAACAAUUCUAACUGUAUCUCAGAAGAAUUCCACCAGUAUUACUAAACAGUUGCUGCUUGCAUUACGUGAAUACAUCGGAAAGGAAUUGGAAAGUAUACCUUUAAUCGAGGCGAAUGUCAAAUUAUAUGAUUUACUUAGAGUCGGUACAUGAAGUGUGCGGGUAUCUAUUCAGAUUUUGAACGAGUAUCUAUCUCAUACAUGUGCAAAACCCAUAUUCUAUCGACUUUUACUACAUCCUGGUGUGACUGAAAAAGAUCUCAAACAAUUUAUGUCACCGAUUGCUGAACUAGCUCGAAAAUGGAAUCAAAUCGAAUUAGUAGUAUUUUUCGAUGAAGUAAAUACAUGCGGUCGUCGUU